AGAUUGCUUGGGUAGAUUUCUAGAGUAGACGGUGGAGUAGCAUAGCUCGACAGUGAUUCUCUGAUCAUUACCCUAUGUGCUGGAAUUCUUCCUAAAAUUUGAUUAUAUUCUGUGUUUUUGCUGUUUUCUGGAUCAUUCAGCAUUGCUGUUUAGAGUUCCAAUGGAGUACUAGCCUGGUACCUGGUGGAAUUAUCACAUAAGGUCACCAGUGAAUGAAAACGGGACCUUGUUGGGUGAAGCAAGCCGAUAGUUUUCUCCGUCAUCUGAUACCAAAGAAUCCAUAAUGCUGCUGCCUUCGUGCUUGAGAUGCUGGCUAACUUCAGUCACCAUCUGUGUCCUCCAUCUUUUCUCUACAUCACACGCAUCAAGCAGGUGGAUAGAUCAAGAGCCAAAUCUUAUAUCACAAGACAGCUUUCAAAAUUUCCGAUCAUUCCAAGGUCAACAUUUUGGAUCUAUGACAUUGAACAGUGAACAGAGAUUGCUGAUGGUCGGAGCUCAAAAUGCUUUUUAUCAAAUCAACUUGGAAGAGCCGCUCGGCAGCCAACAGGGUAUCCAGAACUACAGUUGGUCCUCUGAAUAUGUGACGAUUGAGAACUGUUUAAUGAAAGGUGUUGAACAGUGGGAAUGUCAGAACUUUAUUGAGGUUUUACAGAUGAAUUCUGCAGAUAACAACAGGCUGUUUGCAUGUGGGACCAAUGCACAGUCACCCAAGUGUAGAUACUUCACAGAUUCCUCUCUUCAAGACUAUGUAGAAUCAGAUGGAACCUUUAUCAGUCCUUUCAACCCCAAGCAAGAGGGUACAGCUCUCUUUGCAGAUGGUAACCUAUACACAGGUGUUGCCAGGGACUAUACUGCUAGAGACUCCGUUAUAUUCAGAUCACAAGGGACACAAAAAGUACUUUACACUAAAAUAAUGGACUCAACAUGGCUCAAGAUUCCAGCAUUUAUAAAGUCCUUUGAUGUAGGAGACUGGAUUCUGUUCUUCUUCAGAGAGGUUGCAGUGGAAUACACAUCAGGAGAGGGUAUUUAUUCCAGAGUUGCUAAAGUUUGUAAGAAUGACCAAGGAGGAAGUUGGAUAUCGGUUAAUGAAUGGACAACCUUCCAAAAGAUUCGUCUAAACUGUUCGUUACCUGGAGCAAUUCCAUUUUACUUCCACUUCCUCCAGGAUGUUGAAAUGGUGGAAUCUGAAAAUGAUACUCUCUUCUAUACAGUCUUCACUACCGGAGGUCAUGAGAUUCCUGGCUCAGCUGUAUGUGUAUUCAGUCUGAAUAAGAUAAGAACUAUCAUGAAUGAAGGAGAGUUUAAAGAGCAACAAGGAGGGGCGUGGUAUCCCGCCUCCCCACCACCACAACCACCACCAACACCCCCAAGACCAGGAUUGUGUGAUGCCGACUACCAAAGUUCUGCUUCUUUACUGCAAUGGAUAUCCUCUCACCCUCUCAUGCAUGAAGCCGUACCAACCCACAAGAACCCACUACCUAUCUUUACACUCACGAGGGCAGACUACAGGUUAACACAGAUCAUGGUCCAUAGCCAAAGAGCCGUUGAUAGUAAUUACCAAGUAUUAUUCCUCGGAACAGAUGAUAGCAAACUCUUAAAGGUUGUCCUAGUUGAGACCGAAGAUGGCGCUGUUCAUACUAAUCUCUUGGAGGAGAUCAGCCUUCAUCCUAAAGACAGCUGUGAGAAAGUUAUUAACAUGGAGCCAGUUACCAACCAUGAAGGGAAACAAGUCAUUCUAGUUAACACCAAUAGCUCUAUCUUAGAGGUUCCAUUGCAGAGGUGUAUAAACUAUACAAGUGAUUGUACAUGUACACAAGAUCCUUUCUGUGUGUGGAAUAGUAUAACAGAUGAAUGCUACGAGUAUACUGGAGAUAAUGCAUUUGAUGAACAAGAUGUCAGUAACAUGCAGGAAUGUCCAGAAGAACCACCACCACCCACUACCCCCCAGCCUGAGUGUAUAUGUGAGACCACUGCACCGUCUGCUGCAGCCACCACUAAAUACACCACCGUUAUGGCCACAACACCGUCGACGGUACCACGGACAACAACCGCCGUUCCCACCACACCCAGCACAGUGUCCACAACAAUUAUUGAUUGGACAACUACUGUGAAUAGUUCUACCGUACUACCAGUAGGUAGUCAUCAACCAUCAGAAUCAACCACUGAUGGUGAAUUGACGGGCGGUGAGGACGAUAACAACAUAUCAGAAGGCAAGCUACCCUCUUCCCUGCCCCCUUCUACCACUAUCAGCAACGUCAUUGGUCCUGUCGUCAUCUCUGAUGUGGAUAUUUUAGAGGUUGCCACGACGAUUACUAAUGAAGUAGAUGAUAUCCAUGGUGAUAAACGUAUACUAAGACCAGAUGUGUAUGAGUAUCCUCAGCGGAACCACAGUCUGAUGGAGGAAGGUAACGUCCUGGUCCUGGUCUUCCUAAUCCUAGGCUGGAUCCUCUUCACGUUCUGCGGGAUGGUCGUCCUUUAUCAGUGCUACAACCAACAUCAUAAGGGUAUCUAUCAACCUCCUUCCAGUGAUGAUAGCAUCCUGAGUGCAAGAAUGAAGACCAAGGAGCAGAAAGACCUCCUCUCUACCCCAAACCAGAAUGGAAAGGUGGGCAAUGGCAUCCCACUGGAGGUCCCGUGGUCGCCCCCCUCCCGUGCCACCCACACCCCUGCAGGCAGGGAGAGAGACUCUCUUGGACCAGUCAACGGCCACAGCUUACCUAGACGGCCCGUACCGGUACCUACGCCCAUGGUUCCACCCGCAUACCGAUCCCCCGUCUCCUUCGCUCACACGGUAGGCUCCUUGCCCAGCCCAGCCCGCAUCAACAAGUACAAGAACAACACCAGCACCUUUAACAGCCUUGACAGGCACAGGACACCACAGAUACAUAAUCUGUACGUGGAGCACCCACGUAGCCAUGCCAAUGAACCUUACUCACCUUACAACGGGCGGGUGAUGACAGCCGAAGACAGGAGGCCAUCGGGUGCGUCGGACAGUGAGAUGUACGACGAUGACGUGUGGCAGCCGAGGAUGGCGGGGGAGGAGUUGGUAUGACUAUUACACCACCAUCAGGGUCAACCUGUUAAAGAGAGACCUCUGUGGACACAGUCCAGUGAGGAGCUCGGAGAUUUAUCUCUUUAAAGUAAAGACUUGUAGCAGUACUCUGUGUGAAGCACUCUCAUUCCACUCUGGAUCAAGCCAUAGACAUUGUGGAUGAUUCGUAGCUCUCGCUUCACUGGCUGGUGCAAAGCCAGUAUAAUGCACUGCUUGUAGAUGUCAUCAGAGACCGCUGGAUCCAAAGAAACAAUGUUAAACAUAGUUCUCUGAUGUAUCUAUCGCCAUGGCAAUGCUAGCACACAGUAAUACGCAAUCAUUGCAAGUUAUGUAUGCGGAGGCACAGCACGCCAUUCCUGUUGUAUCACUGAGAUGAUUUGAUCACAAGGUGUAUUCCUACCAAUGUCAUUGCUUGCAUCACCUCGAGUGUUUGAUUAUUCCAUUUCAGAUGAGCUUCAGGAUUAAAGGCUUAAUGAUGUCAGUAUGAUCAUCAUUGAAAAAAAAAUCAUGUCUUCUUAUUCUUGAAACUAGACACUUUAGUUCUGGUUUUGUGGCAGAUAAAGAUAUUUACUUCCACCCAAUGUCUUGAAGUAAACUUUUAAAAGCAAGUACACCUCCCUCUAUUGACUGCCAUCUUCCAGUUAGUUCAAAUGGAAAGGUUUAGUCAUAUAGCCAGUCACAAGAGUAAGAAAUGACGUAUGGAGACUGUGUUGGAGCUGCGAUAAGAAAAAAAGUAGUGGGGAUUGUGCAAAUAUUGAUUUUUAAAAAAAUAUUGAUAAAAAAUGAAUAAAAAAAUAUUAAAAAGACAUGUAGAACUAUUCAAAAAAUAUUCCUAAUUUUUUACAAGAAUAGAAUUUUUCUCUAUUUUCAAAUGUAGACCAAUUUAGCGAUUGGUAAUAUUCAUGUUGUGACCCCUGAUAAUUUUAUUAAUGGUGUGUGUUGUAGCCUGCCUUAGAUUAGCCACACAGUCGACCCUUUCUUCUAACACAGCUAUGGCGAUUCUGCAAGUUCUUUUAGACGUCACUACAUACAAGUACACUUAAGUAAGCUGCAGUUCAAGUAUUAACGAGUUUAAAAAGUUUAAGUACCAUUUUUUUUUAGCUGUCACCCACACUGCAUACAUAUACACUUGAAGCUUUUAUGUGAAGGAAUAAUGGGAGGGGGCUUCUCCAUUUCAUGGAGAUUUAUAGUAGUUUCUUUUUUGAAAAGGUAAUAUGCAAUGCAGUUUAAUGUUUGCACCAUGAACUACACCUAUGCAAUUAUGAGUUAUGUUGUCAAGAUUCAUUCUGAAAUCACAAGUGUUGUUAUGUUUGGGAUAGAGCUGUAUCAAAAGAAAUGUGAGUAAUGGGGCUGGGCGAUACCUGAAGCAAAACAGCUUAACAAAAAUCCAACUAGGGUCCAACAAAAUCAGAUCAUUUGUAAACUAUGGUAUGUAAAACUUGUCAAUUGCACAUAUAAAAUCACUUAACAAGCAAUGAAAAAAUCACUUGUUCAAGAAAGAAAUGAUAAAGAAAUUACAUAAUGAAAGCAAUCUCUCUGUACUUUAACCCCUUUCUUAAAAUUUGUCUAUUCUUUUUCUUUUGGUAAUUUGUUUAUAACCAAGAUAUAUGUUUUUGACCAUGGAUUGAAACUUAAUGAUUAACCCGUUUGAAUGAUUUUGACAUUUCUUGACGAAUAAUUUCACUAACACUGUACAAACUGCUUUGCGAUGAUGAAAGUGUACUAAUUAUAUAGAUGUAUAGAACUUUUAAAGGAGCUAUUGCAUAAUGAGUAGUCGGUGUUGGGGAUUUUGGAAACAUGUCUGCAAUGCAGA
Messenger RNA from Lytechinus variegatus (green sea urchin), 4865 nucleotides. Its product is annotated as semaphorin-6D-like. The record is from RefSeq and is a predicted model, not a curated record. NCBI's taxonomy places the organism in Eukaryota, Metazoa, Echinodermata, Echinoidea, Temnopleuroida, Toxopneustidae. Bases 284 to 3052 code for a protein of 922 amino acids. Gene Ontology annotation, molecular function: chemorepellent activity; semaphorin receptor binding. Gene Ontology annotation, biological process: negative regulation of axon extension involved in axon guidance; negative chemotaxis; neural crest cell migration. The transcript is spliced from 21 exons.